Messenger RNA from Mesorhabditis belari, 282 nucleotides. The record is from the annotation of a GenBank genome assembly. NCBI's taxonomy places the organism in Eukaryota, Metazoa, Nematoda, Chromadorea, Rhabditida, Rhabditidae.
AUGCUUAAACUUUUCAUCUUUUUCGUCGUUUGCCUCGAGGCGAUUUGGGCUCUUCCACCGGGGUGCAUGAUGCAGACUUGUGUCACCCAAUCGCUCACCGAUUUUAAGACGGUUUCCACUAGAGUGAAAGAGAUUUGUGAUGGAACAAAAGAGAAACCAAUCAGUGAUUGUCAUCAAUGUUGUUUGGCUGUCAAAGAAGAGAAACAAUUCAAUGGGCCACUAAUCAACGACAUGCUCGUCUCGGGAAAACACUGCAAUUGCUGUUUCGCCAACAAGAAUUGC